GCGGUAAUGCGGAUGAAAAAUAUUAAAAGCACAACAACAGACGACAAAGAACAGCAAGACACCGACAACAGUUACGAAAGACUCAGCCACAUCGCACCAAGACGUGAAGUACCUGAACAAUAUGAUGAACUAAAUAGAUCAUCACAGCCAAGUUCCACUAACAAUAUGUCCCUACCUGAGAAUGACCCCGAGAAUUUUUAUCAUGUACUCGAGGGUACUGAUCAGUCGGUAGAUGACGAGACGAUGUAUCAAGUAAUCGAUAAAGACCCGUGUGAGGAUGAUUUGUACGAAAGGAAUGUUUUGUACGACAAUGUGGCUUAGAUAACUUCAUGCCAGGGAAAACAAAAAUGCAUACAGGACGAUAUGAACUAAUAAACAAAAACAUCAACGUUUUAA
Molecule: messenger RNA, 396 nt
Organism: Exaiptasia diaphana
Lineage: Eukaryota; Metazoa; Cnidaria; Anthozoa; Actiniaria; Aiptasiidae
Exons: 2
Coding region: 7-321 (104 amino acids)
Source: RefSeq, a predicted model, not a curated record